CGCGGGAGGGGAUCGGAGUGGAGGCAGCGGCAGAGCGCUGACACGGGGUGUCCGCUCGGAGGAUGGUCCCCGCGGUGGGGCUGCCACUCCUCAGCCCGCCCAGCCCGCCUUACAAACAAACAAACAAAAAAAUACCCGAAAGAUACGAAGCCUGUUAAAAGAAGCCGAUGAGCUUUCCAAGAGGAGCCAGGGAGAGGUGAAGCCACGAGGAGUCUGAGGGCCCAUGGGAAGAGUUGCAAUAAACAGGCUCUCUUCUCCGAAACCAUGCCAGAGAUGACAGAGAAUGAGACACCUACUAAGAAGCAACAUCGAAAGAAAAACCGGGAGACACACAAUGCAGUGGAGAGACAUCGAAAGAAGAAGAUUAAUGCUGGGAUAAACAGAAUUGGAGAACUCAUUCCCUGCUCUCCAGCGCUUAAGCAGAGCAAGAACAUGAUCCUGGAUCAGGCCUUUAAGUAUAUAACAGAAAUGAAAAGACAGAAUGACGAACUUCUGUUAAAUGGAGGGAACAAUGAACAGGCUGAAGAAAUAAAAAAACUCCGGAAACAGUUGGAUGAACUGCAAAAGGAAAACGGGAGAUACAUCGAACUACUGAAAGCAAAUGAUAUUUGCCUGUAUGAUGACCCUACAAUCCACUGGAAGGGAAAUCUCAAAAACGCGAAGGUCUCUGUUGUUAUUCCCGGUGACCAGGUUCAAAAGAACAUCAUUGUCUAUUCAAACGGGAGUCAACCCAAUGGAAAUAACCAGGGAGCAUCUGUCCAGGGAAUAACGUUCAAUGUUGGUCAUAAUUUACAAAAGCAAACAGCCAAUGUUGUGCCAGUCCAGAGAACUUGCAACAUAGUGACUCCUGUGACAAUUUCUGGUAUUUACCCCACAGAAAACAAGCCAUGGUCACAAACUACUCUUUCUCCACUGGCCUCCGCUCAGACAGCUGCAGCAGGGAACGUCCUUGAGCUUUCCACUGCAGAGAAUGAGCGAGGUGUGCUCGCCGCUGCUACUGCCAGCUUGCAGAGCGCAUCUCAGUCCGGAACAGAACAGGAACUACAGUGUUCGUCAAGUAAUGCACCACAGAAUGAUCAGAAUCUCCCCAAAAGUAAAAAUGAGGAGGAGGGCCCUAAACUAACAAAGAAAACGCUCCUGCAGGCCAUCAGCCUUCCUUCCAGUGCCUCCAUGGAAGCCUCCCAAGUUCAACAGGUGAAUACAACUUGCUCAAAUACACAGAGUUCUAGGAGUGACCUUGAGGAAAGCUGUGUCAUUUCGACCACGGACACAGCUUGCGUGCCAUCUGUGAGACUGUCUACUGCAGACAGCUUUUGCUCUGUAAAUGCCCUCAAAAGUACAGACUUAGUAAGUAGCGCUGGAAUGCCUGUGACUUCUGCAGCAGAGGGAACAAAGGCUGCGAUGGCAAUAAGCACUCUGCCUGCCAGUCCCCUGGAGAACUGCUGGGCUUUUUCAGGCUCUUCAGGUGUUGGCACUUCAGACUUGAAAAACAUGAGUAGCCUUACGCGGAUGCCUUCAGCUGGAAACACACAGACCACAUGGACAACUUUGCAGCUGGCGGGAAAUACCGUUCAGCCACUCAGCCAAACGCCAUCCAGUAUAAUGACUGCUCUGUUAAACGAGCCAGUUAAUGGUGCCGGCACCGUAUCUUCUGCUCACAGCAGGCCUUUGACUACGAGUAUUAGUCUGAAUACUUCUCUGCCUGGGGAUGGCCAGGCAGCUGAACAGAUUGUAGUUACCUUGCCCUCGUGCCCACCCUUACCUAUGCAGCCAUUAAUCAGCCAGCCGCAGGUGAAAACUCAGCCUGCAGGAAAUAUCCUUCCAUUGAAUUCAGCUAUGCAGGUGAUUCAGAUGGCUCAGCCAGUCGCGUCAGCUGUUACAGGAGCACCAGCUAACCAGAACGUCAUCAUCCUCCAGCCUCCAAACCCCGCUCCAUGCCCUCCAAUUGUGAGAGCGGAAGUUCCCAGCCAAAACGUUAGUCAGCAAAUUGUAAUUAUACAAGCUGCUAAUCAGAAUCCUCUGCCCCUCCUCUCUGCUCAGCCUUCUGCUUCUGUAAGAGUUCCUGUGAACGGGCCGACUGCAAUCGCAAACUCCAGCAGCUCCGUACAAAAUGCCUCUCUCCAGCAGACUUUCGGAGGGAAACACCUUGUCCAUAUAUUACCCAGACCGUCUUCUUUGCCAUCUUCUAGCUCUACACAAACGUUUUCAGUUACCAUGUCCAGUCAACAGCAUCCUCAAACCAUCUCACUGAACGGGCAGCUUUUUGCAUUGCAGCCUGUGAUGUCUUCAUCCGGAGCUUCAAAUCAAGCCCCUAUGCAAAUUAUUCAACCCACCACCAGCGAAGAUCCAAAUACCAAUGUUGCCCUCAAUACGUUCGGUGCUUUAGCUAACCUCAAUCAAAGCAUAUCGCAAAUGGCUGGGCAGAGCUGCUUACACUUGUCUCUCAGCCACCCUACCAAUCCCACAACUGUCAGUAACCAGAUUGCCACGGUUAACUGCAUGUCAUUACCAGCUUCGGUGGCAUCCUCAGUACCUGCAGAGGUUUCGGUAUUAACUAGUGCAUCUAAUUCAAUAAACACUUCUCCCCAAAAAGCGGCUGCUGGUUUGCCAUCCAGUGCAAAAUCCAAAAGGACAAACAAAAAGCCAAAUACAAAGAAGCACCAGGCAGUCAACAGUAAAGUAUCCUGCCCAGCAGUUCCUUGCAAAGAUGCAGGGAAGGUGGACUGUGCUCCUGUGGAAACAGCGGCAAAGCCUUCAAAUGGUGAAGGGCUGCUUGAAAACUCUCCAGCAGUGUCGCAAGCUUUAACGGCGUCGCAGGCAAGCGGUGUGGCAGCAUCAAGCGGUGUCAGCAUCUCUGACUGUCGUCCCAAAGAGACCGUGAGCUCUGAACAGGCGGUGAAAACCUGCUCUGCCCCUGAGCCGAGCUCAGCAGAGGCACCUUCUUCCUCGCCCCUGGAGUCUGCCGUGUCAGAGCAGCUGCCGCUCGUCCCGCCGACUUCCAAAGAUGCUGCUCCUGGCCAGCAGGCCCAUGGACCUCAGAACCGCCUGCCAACCAGCUCUGCCUUGUCAGAGUCUCCCAAACCCUGUGAACCCCCUGGCACCUUAACGUCCUCUCGUACUGAAGCACAUGUGACACAUUCUCAGGUUGCUGGGACAUCAGCAGCGCAGAGCAGCACAGCAGAUCCAGGUUCCAAGGCAGGAACGAUUUCAGAGUCCUGCAGCGUUGUGCAGGAUUCCUCAGUGGUAAUGCAAGAUGCAGACUUGUUGGAAGGACAGGGACUAACCAAAAUGCUGUCUGAUCUCACGAAAGAAAGAACAGCUGUGGAAAAAACCUCUUCAUUUACUGUUCAGGGGGAGCAUUCUGAUUUUCCCAUGGAAAACUCUAAAUCAUCAGAAUCAAAUGUUGAUUUGCCUGAGAAGCAGGAACUCUUGCUAAUGAACACGGAAGGUGAUGCUCUCUCGCAGCAUCACUCCUGCAUUUCUGAUCAGGAAGUAGUCAGUGCUUCCCUUAUCACUAGUAGGCAGGCAGACUCCCCGAUGUCAACUAGCUCUGGCAGCAGUCGAGGCUUCUCAGUUGCAUCUAUGUUGCCAGAUACCACCAGAGAAGAUGUUACGAGCAGCACCUCAACCAGUACAUGUAACAGCUGCACAUUUUCAGAACAGACUGACAUUGUAGCUCUUGCUGCAAGAGCUAUUUUUGACCAGGAAAGCCUUGAGAAAGGUGGAGGAGGAAUUCAGGUUAACAUGAGGGAUGCCAUCUCUAAGUCAACUGAGGUUGCACCUUUGGAGAGAGAGCAACAGCCUUUUAAACCUCAACCAGUGAAAGAAAAUAGUGCAGGGCCGUUGGAAGUGACACCAAACAAAUUCAGUGCUCCAGAUACAGUACAGGCACAUGUCGAUAGACCGGUUGAAAAGCCAAGCUGCUCUGUAGGAGGUGUGGAAACAUCAAACGCUUCUUCUCAGAUUUCCGCUUCCCAGUCACCAAGCAUAACCAGCUUAAGCGUGAAUAAUCUAAUACACCAGAGUCGCAUUGUCCAUCCCCUUGUGAGUUGCUCCAGUUUAUCCCAGCCUUCAGAGCCAGUGAGCGUCCCUGCAACUGUGAGCCUCUCCCUUCCGUCCAGCACAUACCUCAACCAGUCUCCUGGACCUGCUAUGAUGAGUGACUAUGCCCAGGAACAACUGAACGCAAUCAGGGCAAGCACCAUGCAGGCUCCCCAGCUGCAGGACUCGCACUUAAAGCAGCAAAAUCAUGAAGGUCGCAAAGACUCAGCCAAGCGGGCUGUUCAAGAUGACCUUCUCCUCUCUACGGCAAAGAGGCAAAAGCAGUGCCAGACGACGCCCAUAAGGCUCGAGGGGAUGGCGCUGAUGAACCGAACACCCGAGAGUAUCGCUGAUCAAACGCAGAUGCUAGUCAGCCAGAUUCCUCCUAAUUCAUCCAAUUCGGUGGCAUCGGUGAGCAAUCAAGGGCACACCGAUGGCCUCAAUAGGUUAUUCCCACCCAACAGCAACUUUGUAACACCAGCUUUAAGGCAAACUGAAGUUCAGUGCGGUUCUCAGCCGUCCAUUUCGGAGCAGCAAGGCCCGGCAGGGCAGCACUUGCAGCCGAUUCAACAUGUUCCUGCUCAAGGCAUAUCUCACCUUCACAGCAAUCAUCCAUACUUAAAGCAGCAGCAGGCUGGUCAGUUAAGAGAAAGGCAUCACUUGUAUCAGCUGCAGCACCACGUCACUCACGGGGAAAACUCGGUCCACUCUCAACCCCACAGUGUCCACCAACAGCGAACGAUACAGCAGGAGGUGCAGAUGCAAAAGAAACGCAAUCUCAUCCAGGGAACAACAGCCACACAACUUUCCCUCCAGCAAAAACACCAUGGAAGUGAUCAAACGCGGCAGAAAGGUGGUCAGCCUCAUCCUCACCACCAGCAAAUGCAGCAGCAGAUGCAGCAGCACUUUGGAGCUUCCCAGCCUGAAAAGAACUGUGAAAAUCCUGCAACAAGCAGAAACCAUCACAACCAUCCUCAGAGUCAUAUAAAUCAGGAUAUUAUGCAUCAACAGCAACAAGAUGUUAGCAGCAGACAGCAAGGGUCAGCUUCUGAACACGUGUCAGGGCACAAUCAGAUGCAAAGACUUAUGACCUCCAGAGGCUUAGAGCAGCAAAUGGUGUCCCAGGCAAGCAUCGUAACCAGGCCAUCCGAUAUGACGUGCACCCCUCAUAGGCAGGAGAGGAACCGAGUUUCCAGCUACUCUGCUGAGGCUCUCAUUGGGAAGACGCCCUCUAAUUCAGAACAGAGAAUAGGAAUAGCUCUUCAAGGCCCUAGGGUUUCUGACCAGCUUGAAAUGAGAAGCUAUCUCGAUGUUUCUAGAAAUAAAGGGUUGGUGAUUCAUAAUAUGCAGGGCCGCUUAUCUGUCGACCAUACAGUUGGCUCAGACGUGCAGCGGCUUUCUGAUUGUCAAACGUUUAAGCCAGCUGGACCCAAUCAGCAACCGACAGGCAAUUUUGAUGUACAGGCCUCAAGAAACAGCGAAAUCGGUAAUUCUGUGUCAUCCCUCAGGGGCAUGCAGUCGCAAGCAUUUCGCAUUGGUCAAAAUACUGGGCCCUCCAUAGAGAGACAGAAGAGAUUGCCCUACCAACCGGUGCAGGGUAUUCCGACAGGAAACACCCUGCCAUCGAGGGAAAAUGAAAACACGUGCCACCAAAGCUUUAUGCAGAGUUUACUUGCCCCUCACCUUGGAGAUCAAGUUAGUGGAAGCCAAAGAUCGAUCCCAGAACAUCAAAGGAACACGCAGUGUGGCGCCUCCUCCACGAUCGAGUACAGCUGUCCCCCAGCGCGCGAAAGCGUCCACAUCCGAAGAGAUGGCGAUGGCCAGAGUAGGGAGAGCUGUGACAUGUCUAUCGGUGCAAUUAACACAAGGAACAGUUCUUUGACUAUUCCUUUUUCGAGUUCUUCUUCCUCGGGAGAUAUUCAGGGUCGCAAUACAAGCCCAAACAUCUCUGUGCAGAAGUCCAAUCCCAUGAGGAUGACAGACAGUCACGGAACUAAGAGCCACAUGAAUACGCCAGUUUCUAGCAACAUGCAUGGAGUUGUGAGGCCAACUCACCCUCACCCUGCAGUUUCUCACGGAAAUGGCGAGCAAGGGCAACCUUCUGUUCGUCAGCCAAAUUCUUCAGUUACUCAGCGGUCAAGGCAUCCUCUGCAAGAUAAUGGAGGUUCUAAAAUACGUCAGCCCGAAAGGAAUCGAUCCGGAAAUCAAAGACACGGAAAUGUCUUCGACCCUAGCCUUCCCCACCUUCCCCUGUCCACCAGCAGCAGUAUGAUCCUUGGGCGCCAGCAGUCUGCGAUAGAAAAAAGAGGAAGCAUUGUCCGAUUUAUGUCUGAUGGCCCUCAAGUGUCUAAUGAUAACGCGGCCCCUGACCAACACACUCUCUCUCAGAAUUUUGGAUUCCCUUUUAUUCCGGAGGGUGGCAUGAAUCCACCGAUAAAUGCCAACGCCUCUUUCAUCCCACCAGUCACUCAGCCUAGUGCCACUCGAACACCAGCUCUGAUCCCAGUCGAUCCUCAGAACACGCUGCCAUCCUUCUACCCACCUUACUCUCCUGCCCACCCUACCCUUUCCAAUGACAUUUCCAUCCCUUACUUUCCCAAUCAAAUGUUUCCUAACCCAAGCACGGAGAAGCCGAGUAGCGGAAGUUUAAACAAUCGAUUUGGAUCCAUUUUGUCUCCUCCCAGGCCUGUUGGUUUUGCUCAGCCCAGUUUUCCUUUGCUUCCCGAUAUGCCGCCAAUGCACAUGACCAACACGUCGCACUUAUCCAAUUUUAACUUAACGUCUUUGUUUCCAGAAAUAGCCACGGCUCUUCCUCCAGAUGGUUCAGCAAUGUCACCGCUGCUUUCCAUUGCAAACACAUCUGCUUCAGAUUCCUCCAAGCAGUCCUCCAACCGCCCUGCCCACAAUAUAAGCCAUAUUCUAGGUCACGACUGCAGCUCAGCUGUAUGAAAAGGAAUGGACUGACUUCUGGUCUGAUGCAUUGUUUAUAUAUUUAAGAAAAAGAAAGUGGAUCUUACUGGCAUCUCUGAAGAGACCAUUCAUAGCAUCACUGUUUAUUUGCCUAAAUGUAUGUAUAUGGGUACUUCUCGUAUUUAUAUACACACUGUAUUUCCAUCCACCUUACUAACUCUAAAGCACCAGUGCCUAUAGCAAUGCUUACUUACUAGUAAACAGUAAGGAUGCAACAUUGAGAGCUGUGCAAAUAUUGGUUGUUGAUUUUCCAACAAUCAGGUUUGAUGUGCGAUUGUUCCAGGGUAAGGGCCACCCUCAGUAAUUCGUGGAUGUAAAAAAAGGAGUGAGAGUAUCCGUAUGGGAGACAGGAAACAAAUGCUACAGGUUUCGGUUGUUUCUGAUGCGUUUACCUGAAACUACAGACGAACUUGAAGUGGCUUGGGUUUCUCUUUUUCCUUUGUAAAAUAUCUUCAGGAGUCUCAGUGCAAGUCAAGUCUGUGUUAAUGCAGCGCUAAUUGAUAAAGGCGUUUGUUGUGCUGCUUUUGUCUUUUGGAAGCUUGUCACGUGCACUUGACUUAAGGCUGACUUUACCUGGCAAAAAUUACUAUGUGUUUCCGUGGUCAGCAAUUAAAAAUGCUGGUUUAGAAAAUUCAGAUUUCUUUAGCCCAUGACUUUCUGUUUCGAAGACUUUUGUUUGGAUGUGUUUUAACAACGGCUUCGGUUACUGCUGAACUUGGGCAACGUUUUAAUGUAGCUUACAACUCCUCCUGGUGUAGUCAGCAGAGACAACAGUUGUAUUUGUUGCCAUUUCAUUGUUUGUAUGCUGCAAGUUACCUCAGGGUGGGUUUUGUACCUUGUUUAGCACCUUCUUAAUGUCUUUUUUUUUUUUUUCUUCUUUUUUUUUUUUCCUUUUCCCCUUUCCUUUUCUUUGGCCCAUGCUCAAGCACCAGCUUUCUGGUUUCUGUGAGUGACAGCCCUUUGUUGUACCAGACAGCACACGGGAGGAGGACUGAGCCUGUGGCAUCCUGCAAAAAAUGAGCAGGGAUCCCUGGGGCCACAGUUUUUACUUAACGUUGCUGACGGGAUCGAGCCUGAGUUAAUAAUCCAUAUAAUGUCAGUAUUCUGCACUUGAACGCACCUUUUGUCUAAACCGGUAUGAUUGUGGCUGAAGGAGGAACGUGAAUGUGUCAGGACGGAAACGCUGCGCGCCAGGAAGACGUUGCGAUUUGAAGCCCCAGGAGGAAGGGAGAUGCGUUUGUAUGUGCGUGAGAGAUGGAGUGAAUGUGCGCGCGCUGGCCAAUCUCCAGUACUUUCACAGAUUUCUCUCCUGUUUCUUUUAAAGGGAAGAACUGGGUAAGUUUUAUUUAUUUAUUAGCUCCACGGCAUGCUUUUUCUUCAAACAAGGCAGAAAUACUUGUCUUGUAUUUUUAUGUACUUGGAAGUACCAUUCUGGUUUUGAUUCUUCAAGUAAUGUAGUAACUUCAGGUUUCUUUGUACGCAAUUCUCGCUCUCCCGGACAGGGAGCAACAAAAACUGCGCCAGGGCUCUUCUCGGGGCAGCGUAAGCGCGACACACCUGUGUGUUGCCCGCCAGCACGUUGUCUUGUUGCUCCUGGGACCUGCCACAGGUUCUUCCCAGUGCCGCUCCUAGUCAGGGAUUGGGGAAGAGCAGACUCCCUAGGAUUUUUUUAGGCUGGUUUGUUUGUUUGUUUUUCUUUGAAAGGCAGAAGGGAAGAUAUUCCUUCAUCUCCAAGAAGGACCCACAAAGAGGGACCUGAAACAUCUUUCCAUAGCUUGACUGCCCAGGCCUCAUUUUUGCUAAGUCCUUAUACGCUGAUUCAGGAAAGUAAAGAGGCUUUAGCAUAAAAAACAACUGGGCUGUGCCCGUAGUCUGUCCUGACAAUGUCUGCUCUUGUAACCUGGGGUCUGAUGUUUUCCCUGCAAAGUCAAAUGGUUCUGAUUCAAAUGGGGAAUCACUUUUUAAUUCAGAUGGAGCUGACCUUAGGACACUAAAUCUAAGGGGUGCGUCCGUUCUCUGUGUUUCUUAAAAAUUAUAGAUAGAAUAUUAAUUUCACUUCGCAGCAAGGCAGCUUGUCCGAGUUUGACUGUGAAACGGGCUGCAAAGCGCGGUUACCGACCGAAGGGCAGCACCGGGCCUGUGCCGAGCGGGAGUGUUAGAACGAUGACCGAUCGGUCCUCGGCUUUGGACUGACUAGCGAACUGCAGGUCUGGGUGUUACCUGGUGAGACUCGUGAUCAGAUUCAUUUCCCUGACACAGUAGAUCCCUCAGGUGGUGAAAUGAGUUCUGUAACGAGGAGUGGCUCCGUAGGUUCUGGAUGAUAAAGAUGAGUAUCGAAGGAGCAGCUAUGCUAUGCAUUACGUACGCGUUUGGACCUCAAGGAGGGAAGCGAAACAGCCAUUCUUGCUCUCUUUAAAUGCAGUUGUGUGCACAAUGGUGUAUUUGGCUUUCAAGAUGAAGUAGUGAAAAAUUAAGCUCUGGCUUCCAGGACUUUAUAUAAUCCUGCUCUUCAUCCCAGACAUUCAUGUAGUCCCGCAUGGGUUUCAUCUGCUGGGAAAACUACGUUACUUCAUCAUGUCUCUGAAAACUGGGGUGAGCUUAUAAAUCCACACGGACCAGUUGCAACGGUUGAAUGUUGCGUGAAAGUCCACGGGGGCAGGUGGGAUUCACCCUGGCGUGCUGAAGGAGCUAGUGGGGUCAUGGCAGGAACCCUCUCGAUCGCCCACCAAAGGGCUUGGGAGCCUGGGGAGGUCCCUGCUGAGGCCAGCCGAUGUUAUUCCCAUCUACAAACAGGGCGUGAGGGAAGAACCCAGGGAACCACAGACUUGCCGGUAUCACCUCAGUUCCUGGAAAAAUGAUGGAGACGGUUAUAAAGGGUGCUACUGAAAGGCCAUUUAAAGAAUAGUGCAAUCACUGGGCACGGUCAGCAUGGGUUCGCAAAGGGAAAGUCCCGCUUAACUGAUUUGAUGUCCUUCUACAAGGUCACCUGCCCAGCGGGUCAGGGGAAGGUGGUGGAUGUAGGUUUUUUUUUAUUUUGGUGAGGCUUUUGAUACUGUCCCUCACAGCAUCCUUCUGGACAAGUUGUCCGGCUGUGGGAUAGCGGGUUCACGAUGGCUGGGUGAAGAGCUGCCUGAAGGGCAAAGCUCAGAGUGUGACGGUGAAUGGGGCUACGUCUGGCUGGCGCCUGGUGGCCAGCGGUGCCCCUCAGGGCUCAGUGCUACGGCCGGUCAGUGUGUUUAUCAGUGAUCUGGGGGCAGGAGCUGACCGCACCAGUUUGCUGAUGGUACCGAACUGGGAGGUGCUGUUGACUCUCCUGAGGGACAAGAGGCCUUGCAGAGGGAUCUGGGUAGAUUGGAGCCUUGGGCUGUGGCUGAUGGGAUGAAAUCCAGCAAGUCCCAGUGGCGGAUUCUGCACUUGGGAUGGAGCAGCACCGGGCACAAGUGUGAACUGGGAGGGGAGUGGCUGCAGAGCAGCCCUGCAGCAGGGGCUCCGGGGUGCUGGUGGGCAGCAGGCUCAGGAUCGGUCAGCAGUGUGCCCUGGCAGCCACGGGCAACCCGCACCCGGGGGUGCAUCACACGCAGCAUCACCGGCCGGGCAAGGGAGCCGGUCACCCCGCUGUGCCCAGCCUCGGCGCGGCCUCGCCCUGAGCGCCGGGGGCAGGUCUGGGCCCCGCCGUUUCAGAAGGACGGGAAGGUCCUCGAAGGUGCCCAGAGGAGGGACCAAAGCUGGUGAAAGGGCCGCAGGGCUCGUGUCCUGUGAGGAGCGGCUGGGGACUUGGGGCCUGUCUGGUUUGGAGCGAAGGGGGCUGAGGGGCGACCCCAUGGCGCUCUGCAGCUCCCUGGGGAGGGGAGGUGGAGAGGGAGGUGCUGAGCUCUUCUCCCUGGGGUCCAGCGACGGGACACGCGGGAGCGGUUCAGAGCUGAGACUGGACACGAGGAAGCCUUUCGUCACCCAGAGGUGGCCAGGCGCUGGGACAGGCUUCCGAGAGAGGUGGUGGCUGCCCCGAGCCUGGCGGGGGGUGAGGCCUUUGGUCAGAGCCCUUACCACCACCUGCAGCGUGUGGUCAGCCCUGCAGUGGCCAGGCCGUGGGGCUGGGUGGCCGCCGAGGUCCCUCCCAGCUGGAACAGGCCAUUCUAUUCUAUGUAUUUAUUCCUUCAUAUUGAUUUUGCUAUUAAUUUCACUGGCGGUGUAUUGAGGUUAAAUGUGAUCCUGAGUAUUCACAAUUGAGUGUCAGCUGUGACAUUUUUGUGCAUUUUGUUUGGGGUUUUAUUUAUUUUAUUAUUAUUAUUAUUAUUUUCUGAAGAGGCAGUUACUGUGUCAGUAACUUCCCUGUGCCCCUUUUCUGUUUACAAAGGUGACCAAAACCAGCGACCUUGCUGGUGCAGGUAAUCACAGCACGGGCGUUUUAGCGAUACAAAGACUAUUGCGAUUUUGCAGGAACUGCACAGUUUUGCAACAUGUGGCUCAAAAAGUAAUUCCCAUGUGUCCCUCCAUCUUCUCGGGAGGAUUGUACCCUGCGUUGUGACAGGGCAUGGCGAUUCCUGCGAAAUCACCAUGCCACUUUGUCAUCCUUCUCGGGACUUUUUCUGAAACCUGCUGAGAACAGACUGGAGAAAUAGCAUUUCAUGGCCCUCCUUGAAUGUGGCAAUUUCUGUUGAAGGUCAACCACAUACUGGUGUGAGUCUUUUUACGCACCAUAAGUGAUGUUAAAUGAUCCUGUGGCGUUGGUGUGGGAUCGGGAAGACUGCCAUGGAAAGAAAGGUAGGCAGACCUAUCUGCGAGAGCUUCGUAUAAAUGUGUUUGUCCAAUUUCUAUUUACACUGCUGACUGGCUUUUAAACCAAUUUAAUUAUAGAAAAAUUGGCUCUGUUGUGCCGUCUUUUGGUCUAAUUGACUGUCCAAGAUGGUCUUUGAAUGCUGAAUCUGGCCAGGUCCCUGAUUUAAGAGCACCCUGUGGGUUUGCCACCGAUUUCAGCUUCUCCCGUGUUCAUACUCCUAUGCCUUUAGGAAGAACAGUGGCUGGACUGGGUAUUUCACAUCAGAAGAGAGGAAAUUAGAUGUUAAGGAAUUUUUGUUAGUUUUUAAUUAUGAAAUGGUUUAGGUUUUCCUCUUCACUGUAAAGGAAUCACCCCUGCUGUUCCACGCAGCUUCCCGCGUUCGGUUCGGUAGGUGAGUUCGUGCCGCUGCCAGGUGGGUGUUCCAGCCGGCGCAGCAUCUUUACUGUUGAAUGGAAACUGUUGUGCUUUUCUUUCUUUUUUCUUUUAUUUUUCCCCUGCCACUGCAGCUGGUUUGUGUGGGUGCCGGGUUGGUAAGAGGUAAGGACGGCUCGCCUUACUUGGUCUGUGCUUUUGAGGGAGGGAGGAAGUUUGCAAAAGGAGCUUCUGUAAGUUUUGCAGAUCAAGUGAUUCUGGUUUACUUGGUAACAAUUUGACAAGGAAAUACCUUUUCUUCAGCAAACAUCUAUGACAUGAACAAUUUAUCUCUUUCUCCUAGGAAUUACCUGGCAAUUAACAGCUCCUUUGUUUCUCAAGAUGCAUUUGGAAAAGAUUUUUGGUUUUAGUUGCAAUUUGUUAGCCUGAGUGUGGCAUUUUCUCUCUGUACUACCUUGCUGAAGGUUACUUACACUAAGUGGGGGUUUGGUUUGGCUUUAAAGAAAGGAAAAAUACCCAGUUCUGCUUAAUUUAGCAAAACAAGCAGGAGAAGGGAGAGGUUCAGCGCUGCCUCCAGGGUGGGACGGCCACGCUGACGAGCCUUGUGGAGCUGUGGCUUCCAGCUCGGCCUGAAGGGCUUCAACAAGCAGCAAAUGGUGCAGGGCUGGUGCGUACGGCAGCGUAGGCCUUGACGAAUCCCUUAAGAAGCCUGGGAGGGUAAGAGCAGAGUCAGACUAAGUUGAAAGCAGGCAAUAAAAUAGGAAUGUAUUAACAUUUAUAUACCUUCUCAUGGAGGGGAAGGACCUCUUCUAAGAACAACUAAGGAAACAGAGAACUGAAGCGGGUGGCUGAGCCUCACUGGAAUGUGUUUUCUAGCUCCUGCUCCCAGCUGCAGUCACUACGCGGCUGCCCAGGCAGAAGAGCACCUCUCUGAAAAAAAAUAAACGUGCUGUGCUAGUACAGAGCCUCCUGAGUUUUGCACAGAUUUCCUACUGCACUUUAAAGCUGCGUUGCUGCUGCGGUGGUUGGUGACUGCAGUGCUGUUGCAGGAGCUAAAUCACCGGGCAGGGCACUGCGGAGGGCAUUGCUGGAGAACAGGCAGCAUUUUGUUGUUUCUUAUCUCCUGUUGUCUUUUCACCUUCUUCAGAGGCGCUUGGGCGGUCCUGGCUCAAGGCCUUGGUCACAAAUCGACACGUUUCUGGAUGACUCGAGUGUAGUCAGCCGCGCUACGGGCUGUGGUCUUUUGCUAUUCCCCAAGUAAGUUUCUCGCUCAUCACCUUAGUAAUGAUCUCACUUUGACUGGAAAGGCAAGAGUGGCAUUGCCUCUGUUACACCCAGUCGGUCAGAUUUGUGUUUGCUGAUGACAGUGCCGUAAGGAGCUCCGUUCUUUACCACCCCCUAACCUCCGCUACCUGCUACUGCUGCUCCCUCCUCCCGCUGCCGCUGGCCCGCAGGCAGCAGCUGCGCGGGCGGGCGGGCCAGUGCAGACAUGGGUUUGCACAUGAGGGUGUUUUCAAUGUCCUGCUGCCUCUGCAAUCCCGAGAGCAAAUCUAAACCCUCAGAGCACCAACACUUUAUUCCCGCUGGUUACACUCAGAGCAAGUUAUUCUACAAACCAGUGAAAGACUCAGCAGAGGGUUUUGGUCACGACGAUACAAAACCGCCUUCUCUCUGCAAGCAAGCCCUGCUUAGUUACACGGAAGCCGUUUAUUAUUUUGCUGAUACCAGGUGUUACGAGAUAAAUUUUUAAAAAAAUCACACCAUUUCUUUCUGCCUCACCAAAAGUAUUUUUACAAGUAGGUUUCCAAGUUUGCAGUAUGCGUGGCUGUUUCAGCCAUCACAAAUGUGAAACCACUGAGCUCACAGUGGGUUGCCCCGCUCUGCCAGCUCACUGUGAGAAGGGAAGCAAAUAGGGAUUUUGCCACAGGAGAUUAAUCAAAGAUGCUGUUGCCCUCCCCAAUGUAAAUUAUUUAUAUUCAGUACAGAGUUUUCUGCUGUGCUUCUGUUUUAUACAGCUGUAAAUUACUUGGAUAAAGCCCCAGUGGAAAGUCCUUACUAUUUUGUAAUGGAGAACAGGAACUCUGCAGUAGAAAUCUAAAAUGAAUGAACAGGAACAUCAUCUUCCAAUUGUAAAUAAGAUCUUGUUCUGUUUAUUUUGACAUCUUUUUACAAAUGUGUUGCAUUCAGGUGUAAAUAUCCCAAACCAUGAUCUUGUUCAGAGUUCUGAGAUUUCUAUUGUUUAAUGUAAUACUUUGUUUAAUAGUUGUAAUAAUUAUUUGUAUAGAUACAAACAUGAUAGUAUUUUAUUAAAAAAAAAGAAAAAUGCUCUUUGAA
Molecule: messenger RNA, 14494 nt
Organism: Falco peregrinus (peregrine falcon)
Lineage: Eukaryota; Metazoa; Chordata; Aves; Falconiformes; Falconidae
Gene: USF3
Product: upstream transcription factor family member 3
Exons: 7
Coding region: 265-6990 (2241 amino acids)
Molecular function (GO): protein dimerization activity
Source: RefSeq, a predicted model, not a curated record